CAAAGAGACUUUUUGCUUCAUCUCAAACGGUCUUCACUUCCCAAUCAUGACCUAGAAAAACAUUGACAGCCUUAUUGUGGACUAUGCCGCACCCUAACAAAAUUUUGUCAAACUCCUGGUAGCAGAGGUGAAGUGUACACGUCCUACACUUCCCUACAUAUUCGCCAUCGCAAAGCCUGAUUUGCCUGGUCGGCAAUGACGUUGUAAAUGGCUGCAUUUGUACGUCCAAGCCCUCGCCAGUCCACAACCACUCUCCCCUCCAACCGACCAGCAUGACUGAUUAUUAUGUUUGCGCACACAGGAAACUCCAUGGAUGAUGGCCUCUACUCUGACCUCAAGUAGAAGAGAGGAUGAUGGUUCAAGUGUCCACAGUCACGAUCCUAAUCCUCUGACGGUAGCUUCGUUUUCGCCAGUCACCCUUUCCCACGUCUCUUCUGCGAAUAAACAGCGCUCAACUAUUCUAGUGCAUCAGAAAUCCCCGCUUUUGAUCGCGACUCCACCACAGAUUACAAGGGCUUUGGCUUAUUCGCACCCCUUUCUUUUACCGCUGAAUAAAUUGGUGGGGUUGUUAACGUGGACAACGGAUGAUCCUUGGGAGAGCUUCUUGCUCGUAGCGGGGUUCUGGGCCGUGGUCCUCUAUGGAGACACUUUGAUGCGAUAUGCGGGACCAGUGGUAGUUGUGAUAGGAUUGAUCUUGGGAAUGUACAGUCGGAGAUACUCCCCGCUAUCAUCAACAGGAGUGACGGGAGAGAAACUGAAGAAGGGACAUAAGAGGGAAGCUUCGGAGGCAACGAAUACCAAACACCAGAAAACUCUAGACGAGAUUGUGGAAACGCUAAAGAUAUUCACAUCGAGAUGCAAUGUUCUUCUAGAUCCAUUGCUUGAGCUCACCGAUUUUCUCUCUACCCAAAGAACCGCGACUUCCGCCACCACGAGACCUGCUCUUACCACACUGUUACUACGAAUUCUUCUUGUAACGCCAUUAUGGAUUGUUCUUACUCUUCGGCCAAUACAUAUCAUUACAACGAAGAGAGUUGUUUUGGUUUCCGGCACUUUGUUUUUAACAUGGCACUCUAGACCAACUCGAGUUUCCAGAACGAUUUUAUGGAGAUCAGCUCUUGUACGACUAUUUUGUACUGUAAUAACUGGCCUUCAUUUCGCAGAAGUCCUUCCCACCCCCUCAGAAAAUGAAGAGAAACCCAAGUUGCCUCCCAGACGACCUACUUCUGCCUACCAAGAAAAGGCUCAGCUGGCAGCUACAGCCGCCGCGAAAAGGAGACCAGAUGCCCCUGGAGUCAAAUUUACUUUCAUAUUAUAUGAGAAUCAAAGGAGGUGGCUUGGACUUGGUUGGACCUCAUCACUAUUCGGCUAUGAACGAGCAUCAUGGACAGAUGAGCACCUCAAUGCAGCACCAGCAAGGGAAGAUUUUGAAUUACCCGACGUUGAAGAAGGAGCAGCAAGAUGGAGAUGGGUGGAUAAGAGCGAGUGGCUUGUUGAAGGCGCUGGCGAGAAGGAUGAAGGGGGUACCAAAGCAAAUGAUGAUGCCAGUAAUGGUGGGACUGGGUGGAUUUAUUACGACAACAAGGUACGAUUUCCAAUAAUAACAACAUAUAGCAAAACCUAACAUGAGCUUAGUGGCAAAAUGGACGAAGAGGAGUCGAUGGCUGGGGAAAAUAUACCCGUCGUCGAAAAUGGUAUCGUGACGCCGAACUCGUCGAAGUAUCCCCCAGCACAGAAAUCACCCCUUCCCCAACACCAACUAGCAUGAGUCCCACACGAACCAACACAAACCAUGAAACAACCACCACCUCAACAACAGUAAGCCCCGUACUCUUCUCUACAUCUACAUCUACAACCAGUGAACCACCACUGGACUAUGCCGAGAAAGAAAGCCUAAGAUCUGAUAAUUCAAGUACAAAAAGUAAUUCCAAGAAUCUAACCCCAGGGGCCUUGCGGAGACGGGGGACUGGAAGUACGACAACAAGGGGAAGUCGGAGGAGCAGUACUAGUUUCGGGACGGGUGAUGAUGAUAGACCUCAUACACUUACUGAGGCGGAUUGGGGAAUUGGUGAUGAUGCGAGGAUGGGACUUGAGUGAACCUUUUUUCUGAUGGCGUAUGGAAUGGCGUAUUAUGGUUUGGCAUACAUAGGCAUUGGGCACAUUGUCUGGCGAUAAGAUGUAUAAGAAUUGAGUAAUUAAC
Messenger RNA from Hymenoscyphus albidus, 2200 nucleotides. The record is from the annotation of a GenBank genome assembly. NCBI's taxonomy places the organism in Eukaryota, Fungi, Ascomycota, Leotiomycetes, Helotiales, Helotiaceae.